Messenger RNA from Trifolium pratense (red clover), 1635 nucleotides. Its product is annotated as UPF0496 protein At1g20180-like. Bases 119 to 1258 code for a protein of 379 amino acids. The record is from RefSeq and is a predicted model, not a curated record. Lineage: Eukaryota; Viridiplantae; Streptophyta; Magnoliopsida; Fabales; Fabaceae. The transcript has 2 exons.
AACUGCAAAUUAUUUCUUCUCUUCUUCCAUUUUCUCUUAAGCUCUUAAUUUUCUCUCCUCAACCAAGAUUAUACACACAACAAUAUUUCGAAACAUUUAUUUUAUACAUAUUUAAGGGAUGACAAACUGUUUUUCUUUCUUCCGAACAAGAACAAGUGAUGGUGGAUCGACGAAAGAACGCGAUGUGGAAGAUAACUUGAACAGCAAGACAAACGUGGAUAGUGAAUACAUCAAUGCAAUCAGAACAAAGUCUUAUGUUGAAAUAUGUAACAAAGCUCAAGGAUAUGAAAUUGAAGACACAAGCACAAGAUCGCCACUUUCUACUUCCUGUUCAACGUCUUCUUCGUCUUUGCUAGAACCUCGACAGGAAAUUGUUGUAAAAAUGAUUGAAUGCUUUAAGGUGCAUCGUCUUUUGGUAAACUACUUUGAAGCUAGCUUAGAAGCAUGUCUUUGUUGUGACAAAAUCCUUCAAGGUAUCCGUCAAACUCGAUUUGCUUAUGAAAGAAUCACAAACGUAGUUAAUAAGCUAAGCCAGAGAGUACGUCUUGAAUAUGACACUGACACGGACACAAACACAAACAUAGAUAAAGAUGACAAUGUUAUCUAUAAACAGCUAGUUUCAUUUGUUAUUAACAGCUCUUGGUGUUUGUCCGAUGAUGUUAUUAACUUCCGUGACAUUCACGAAAAACACAUGGUGCUCCUUAAUAAACUAAACUCAAAGAGAGUGAAGCUUAGAAGAAGAAUAAGAAUAAAGAAGUUACGCAAGAAUGUUACAGUAAUCGGUUUAGUUGUUUCACAAACCGCUCUUUUGGUGGCGUUAUUAGUCUUUGCUUUCCAUAGCGUAAUUGGAUUGGCUGCUGCACCUUAUAUAAUGGGUGGAUUCUUUGGUUUGAUGAAGAAGAAGAGAUUCAAGUGGAUUAUUGGAAAGUAUAGUUCGUGUAAAAAACUAUAUGAACAAAUUGAUGUUGCUGCAAAAGGGGUUUUUAUAGUGAUAAAUGAUUUGGAUACUAUUAGCCGUAUGGUUAAGAGGUUAGAGGAUGAAGUGGAACAUUGGAGAGAGGUUGCUGAUAUUUGUGUGAAGAAUUAUGGCCAUGGUAAUGGAAGGUGUGAAAUAUUGAAGAUGGUUCUGAGAGAAUUUCAUGAUUGCCAAACUAGCUUUAUGGAUCAGUUGGAAGAGCUUGAGGAGCAUAUAUAUUUGUGCUUUCUCACUAUUAAUAGAUCUAGAAGACUGCUUAUGGAAAAGAUUACUGAAAAGUGAUUAGUGUAAAAAAGAUCAAUUAAACUACUCUUUUCAUCUUUGAAGACAAAGUUUUAGAUUAUUUGCAGCUGCUGUUGCCUGUCUAAUUAGUUGACUUUAACAAGUGCUAGCUCAUUCUUUCCAUUUUCUUAUAGUUCUGUAAUUCUUUGAUUUUCCUAGGAUAGAUAGACUGAUGGAUUCUUUUAUUUACAAUAUUGGAAUAAAUUAUAAUAAUUUACAUUGAUAUAUAUACUCCAUUGUAUCCAAAUGCAAUAGUAAAUUUUUAACUAUUAACAAAUUUUGUAUACUUCAUUACAUUGGAAAUACUCUUUGAUUAGAAAUUUGACAUUCUCAAGUUUAAAUCUCUUGGCAAACAAUGAAGAAUCUACUAACUAAAG